AUGGCCGUUAAAACGGACAUGAGCAAGGCUUACGACAGACUCGAAUGGGGCUUCGUGACAACGGUGAUGGAGAGGAUGGGUUUCCACCCAAAAUGGGUAAACUGGAUCCUCCAGUGUAUCUCAACUGUCUCGUAUACCUUUCUCAUUAAUGGAGCGGCUCAGGGAAAGGUCACUCCCCAACGUGGCAUUAGACAAGGAGAUCCGCUCUCGCCUUUCAUCUUUAUCCUGUGUGGUGAAGUUUUGUCAGGAUUAUGCAGGAAUGCUCUAAUAAAUGGAACGAUGGCAGGGAUAAGAAUCUCACGAGGAAGCCCACGAAUCAAUCACCUUCUCUUUGCAAACGACACCAUGUUCUUCGUUAAAACCCCAAUCCUAGAAGCUGCUCAACCCUCCACCUGA
Messenger RNA from Microthlaspi erraticum, 396 nucleotides. The record is from the annotation of a GenBank genome assembly. Lineage: Eukaryota; Viridiplantae; Streptophyta; Magnoliopsida; Brassicales; Brassicaceae.